Molecule: messenger RNA, 1246 nt
Organism: Physella acuta
Lineage: Eukaryota; Metazoa; Mollusca; Gastropoda; Physidae
Product: activated RNA polymerase II transcriptional coactivator p15
Biological process (GO): positive regulation of transcription initiation by RNA polymerase II
Molecular function (GO): transcription coactivator activity; DNA binding
Source: RefSeq, a predicted model, not a curated record
UGGGUCUCGCAGAAAAAAUAAAUAAAAUUAGAAAUAGACUAGAUCCUCUAGAUCUAGAUCAUAAAAACCCUCUAUAAUUAGAUAGUGAUUUGCCUAGUUUCAUUACCAGUAUCUUGAAGAAAACGCUAGCAAGAAGUUGAGAUGCCUAAAUCUAAAGAAUAUCUCAGCUCUUCAGAGUCAGACUCAGGAAGUGGUGAUUCUGAGCCUAAGCCAAAGAAAAAGAAGCCAGAGAAAAAAGAAGCAACCAAAGAAACCAAAGGAAAGAGCGCAGCUAAAAGCAGUGAAGAGAAAAAAGAUGGUCCAACUAAAGGAUCAGGUGGAGAAUUUAUGUUUCAGCUAGCUAAGAUGAGGUAUGCCACAGUGAGUGAGUUCAGAGGCAAAGCAAUGGUAGGAAUCAGAGAAUAUUAUGAAAAAGAUGGAGAACUACGGCCCGGAAAAAAAGGUAUUAGCCUCAGUAUAGAUCAAUGGCAAGCCCUGAAAGAUAAAAUAUCAGAGAUUGAUGACUGUUUGAAACAGCUCUAAAUAUUUAAAUGUUUCAUGUCAACUAUUGUGUUUGAGGUUUUUCUCAAAUUUGCAUUUGUGUGAAUAUGAAAAAGUGUGUUAAUGUACUACUGAUAACUCUUAUUAUUAACUCUUGUAAGAUAUUCGAAAAAGUUAGUGAGAAUUUCAUUCCCUGAAAAUCAUCUCUUACCAUUAAACUAUAUAAAUGUAUAUUUUCACAUCAAAUAUUUAUCAUUUGAUUGUGUAUAGGUUAGUCUCCUAAUGGAAACUUUUAAAAUUCUAAUUGGACAUAAUUUGGUCUCAUUUUACGCUAGAUAUCUUUUGCAAAUUUGUAAUUGCUGUUGUUUUUGGUAUUGUCUUUUUUAAUUCAUCACUGUUUCACCAAUUCAUAUUUCAACUCUUGUAAGUUUUCUCCACUAAAAACAUCACCCUAGUCAUAAACCACUCAUAGACUGUUCAUAUAUGAAUGUAUUGAGCUUCCAGACACUGUUUUUAUUUAUUCCUGAUUGCCUUUAGCAAAGCCAAGCAAAAUUAAUUACCUAAAUAACUUUUUCCCUUCAUCACCAUGUGUACAAGCUUUAGAAGAUAACAAGUUAGUAUCUUGCAUUUCUUUUCAUUGACUUAGACUCCUAAAAUAAGUUCAUCAUUUACAAAUUCUGAUUUACAUAUUAAAAUGUUGUUUAUUAGUGAUAUUGUUGUGCUCUGAUAUAUUUGUUUGAUGUAAUUAAACACUGAAUAUCUUGCA